Messenger RNA from Branchiostoma floridae (Florida lancelet), 1035 nucleotides. RefSeq names its product NADH dehydrogenase [ubiquinone] flavoprotein 2, mitochondrial-like. Gene Ontology annotation, molecular function: NADH dehydrogenase activity. The coding region runs from base 121 to 861 and encodes 246 amino acids. NCBI's taxonomy places the organism in Eukaryota, Metazoa, Chordata, Leptocardii, Amphioxiformes, Branchiostomatidae. The record is from RefSeq and is a predicted model, not a curated record. Gene Ontology annotation, biological process: mitochondrial electron transport, NADH to ubiquinone. The transcript is spliced from 9 exons.
GCAACGCGCCUAGCAACCACUAAUUGGGACAUUUUUCUCGCGAGAUUUGGCGAGAGUAUCUGGGUGAAAGUCCCGGAUGUUCACCUUCUUCCGGAGAGUGGGAGGGCGAAAAUAACCAAGAUGCUGUCCUCGACUGUCCGGCAACUUUCCAGCGCCUUGGUGCGACAGACGCGUGCCCUGCACCGGUCAGCACCAGCGAUGGGUGGUGGGGGUCAGCUGUUUGUGCACCGCGACAGCCCUGAAAACAACCCAGAUACGCCGUUUGAAUUCACUCAAGAAAACUUGAACAGAGUGAAGCUGAUAAUAAACAACUACCCAGUGGGCCAUGAGGCUGCUGCAGUUAUCCCUGUUCUGGACCUGGCUCAGAGACAGCAUGGCUGGCUUCCCCUGUCUGCCAUGAACAAGGUUGCAGAGAUUCUGAAGAUGCCCAGAAUGAGAGUGUACGAGGUCGCAACUUUCUACACCAUGUUCAACAGGAAGCCAGUAGGGAAGUACCAUGUGCAGAUCUGCACCACCACUCCCUGUAACCUGGGGGGAGUCGGCUCGGAUGUCAUCCUGGAAGCUAUCAAGAAGAAGCUAGGAAUCAAUGUUGGAGAGACGACCAAGGACAACAUGUUCACCCUGAUCGAGGUGGAGUGUCUGGGAGCCUGUGUUAAUGCACCCAUGGUGCAGAUCAACGACAACUACUACGAGGAUCUAACAGCAGCAGAUAUGGAGGAGAUUCUGGAUGACUUGAUGGCAGGGAAGACACCAAAAGCUGGGCCCAGGAACGGCCGUUUUGCGUCGGAACCGCUCUCAGGCCUCACCAGUCUCACAACACCGCCAACCGGGCCUGGCUUCGGUGUCAGGGACGACUUAUAAGGGAAACGAUGUGCAGCACAGCUUUCUCUGUACAUAACACAAAACAACUAUCCAGCCUAUGUGAAAACUGUAGUUUAUAUGCAUAUACAGCUUGAACGUUUCUUUCUUUGUGAGAAUUUCCUUCAGUCGCUCAUGUAGUGAGAAUCAGAUAUUAAAAGCAGUGUCUGAACUAGU